This is a messenger RNA of Pogona vitticeps (central bearded dragon), 1496 nucleotides long. It is a transcript of the gene TTC23L, whose product is annotated as tetratricopeptide repeat domain 23 like. Lineage: Eukaryota; Metazoa; Chordata; Lepidosauria; Squamata; Agamidae. Gene Ontology annotation, molecular function: protein binding. The record is from RefSeq and is a predicted model, not a curated record.
UUUAAAAGCAACACCGUAAAAUGAUCCAUUGUGGAGGUAGGAGCCUGAAAAACCAGCCCAGUAAUUUUCUCUCUUGUAUUUGGGGUUAAGAUGAACCCUGGCAGUGUAUGCUUUUCCAGGGCCCAAAGUCAAGUAGAAAGAGGAAGCAUUUUCCAUUGACUUCCUUGGGGCCUUUGACUGAGGCUGAGGCACGACCUAUACAUGGAUGAAGCAGGCAAAGACUGUCAAGAAAAGGAAAUGAAGAGCACACUGUUUGCCACACCAGCAGCUAAGUUAGCUGAAGCACAGAAGAAGGCAGAAAAGUUUGCAAAAGAGAAAGAGGCUCAUAACACCUGCAGGGAACUGAUUCAAUGUACCGCUCUCACCCGAAUUAUCUAUGGAAAUGAGCACUGGCGUUUGGCACAGGCACUUGCUAACCUUGCUCACAGCUAUCUUACACUCCGAGGUCUUCCUGUUCAAGCUAUGCAUCAUGCAAACUCAGCCAAAUAUACUAUCUUCAUGAGAAGAGGUGCUUCUGCAACACCCUCAGAGGAAAGGGGAGAGAUUUUAAGCACUCUCGUGACCAUCUACUAUACCUUGGGCGUAGCAAAUGUGAUGCAGAAAAAUAGCAAAGAAUCCUACCUCAAUCUGCAGACGGCUGAAAGGAUUAUGGAAGAACUGAAGCGAACAGACUGGAUAAGUACUCCCAAACUUAAAGUUUCUGAGAGAGACCUGUCAGUUGCAUUCGGAAGGGCAAAUCUGCAGAAUAAGAAGUUAGAACUGGCCGUCAAGCAUUUUGAGAAGGCCAUUAAUGCCACAGUAUCAGCGGAAGGCGAGAUUGCUCCAGAACUGCUUAACCUUUAUCAGGAAGUAGCUCAAAUUGAACAAGCAAAGAAGAACUAUCAUAAAUCCAUAGGGCAUUUAUUACAGGCCCAUUCAAUUUCUCUAAAUCUGUACAGCAAAUUCAGUAUGGAAGCAGCAUCAACAGCAUUGUUGUUGGGUAAGGCUUAUGCUUCAACUGGAGAAGAAAAACACAUUGAGGUUGCUGAACUGUACUUCAGUGAGAGCCUCACAGCCUACAAAGAGGUGCUUGGCAUGGACCAUUCUCAAACGAUGGAGGCCCUGAAAGAGUUCUGCAAAUGGCUUGCACACACAGGAAAAAGAAAGAAAGCCUAUGACUUACUCAAAGAGUCAUUUAAAUCUCAGCAAGAUCCAUGCAGUGAUUUCAACAAACAAGCAGCUGAAAGAUUGUAUAUUAUGGGCUGCAUUUGUCUAGCAGAAGAGAAACUAAAGGAGGCAUAUCAGCUGCUCAGUGAGUGUGUACAGAUCCAGAAUACUCUUUAUGGGCCCCAUCAUGGGAAAACGAAAAAGAUACAAGAACUUCUGGAUGUGCUUGAGGUGUAAGUUUUACUAUUUUAAAAGAUUUGGGAGUAGUGGGCAAGUUAAAAUCAAACAACUGUAAAAGCUUCACAGGCUGGCCGCACCAGGAAUGAUUUUUAAAUGCCUCUUACUAAUAU